CCCUCCUUUGACUUUAUAUUUUUUUUUUUUUUCUCUUGCUUAAAAAAAAAAAAAAAAAUUCAAAAAAUAGAAGAAAAAAUGUCCAACACAACCUCAGAAUACCCAGAUGAUGUUGUCAAUAAACAAGACCAAGAUGUGAAUUUGCAAGAAGAAGAUCAACUUACACUUCGCGCUCUUGUUUCUACUAAAGAGGCAGGUGUCAUUAUUGGUAAGGGAGGUAAGAAUGUCGCCGAGUUAAGGGAAUCUACUGGUGUCAAAGCAGGUGUUUCAAAAGUGGUUCAAGGCGUUCAUGAUCGUGUUUUGACUGUCAGUGGUACAUUAGAAGGUGUCGCAAAGGCUUACUCUUUAAUUGCCCGCACCAUGUUAGAAAACCCUAUAUCUACUACCGCUACCACGACAACGACUACCACUACCACUAAUAACGCCAGUACUACAUCACCUACACCUGCCAACACAAUUAAUCCUGUAGUUACGUUGCGUUUAUUGAUUUCACAUAAUUUAAUGGGGACUGUGAUUGGUCGUCAAGGAGCAAAGAUUAAGCACAUCCAAGAUAUCUCUGGUGUACGCAUGACAGCUUCCAAAGCAUUAUUACCUCAAAGUACUGAACGAGUGGUUGAGGUUCGUGGUACAGUCAGUGCUAUUCAACAAGCUGUUGCUGAAAUCGGACAAUGUCUGAUUGAAGACAAAGAUAGAGCCUAUGGCACAAUUUUGUAUAAUCCAUCCAAAGUCACUACCACUGCAAAUGCUGCUGGUUCAACAUCAUCUAUCUCCACACCCAAUGAUUUGAAUCAUAACAACUCAAGUAACAACAAUCAUAGACGUUCUUCUAUUACACGUACAGGUAAUGGAUCCGAUUUCAGUACCAGUGUGGAUUAUAAUGGACGUCGUGCUUCUUUCAACAACAACAACAACAAUAAUAAUAAUAAUUCCGAUGUUCGUACCCAACACAUUUCAAUUCCUUCUGAUAUGGUUGGUUGUAUCAUCGGUAAAGGCGGUUCCAAAAUCUCUGAGAUUCGUCAAUUAUCAGGUUCGCAUAUAUCCAUUGCUAAAGUACCUCAUGAUGAAUCGGGUGAGAGAAUGUUUACCAUUCAAGGUACUUCCGAAUCAAAUGAACGCGCUCUUUACUUGCUCUAUGGUCAACUUGAAAAUGAAAAAGAACGUCGUCUUCGUGGUGUUAUGCAAGAAGAUCCCUUGUUAGAAGAUGCUUAAAAAAAAAAAUAGGCAUCUACUAAUCUUUUACUCAACUCUCUUUUGUACCAUUUUCUUCUCUUUCUCUCUCUUUCUCUCACAAACACACACCUUAUUAAAAACACCUUUUUUUUUUUAUAUUUAUACAUAUAUAUUAUUA
Molecule: messenger RNA, 1348 nt
Organism: Mucor mucedo
Lineage: Eukaryota; Fungi; Mucoromycota; Mucoromycetes; Mucorales; Mucoraceae
Exons: 2
Coding region: 79-1209 (376 amino acids)
Biological process (GO): 3'-UTR-mediated mRNA stabilization
Cellular component (GO): nucleus; cytoplasm
Molecular function (GO): mRNA 3'-UTR AU-rich region binding
Source: RefSeq, a predicted model, not a curated record